CUCCUGAUCGUUUCAUUUUUUAACGAUAGAGACUUGUCAGCCAUGUUUCUCCGAACGUGUUUUGGAACUGUGUUUUUGUUCGUGGUGACCAUCAAAGCUGCCCCCUCUCCCAUCCCCGAAGACCUUCAGAAGCCGUCAGGUAAUGUGAGGAUGUCUUUUGAAGUUCCAAGCCACUAUUCCAAUAGUCAUUCUUUCAGAAAGCAACCCACACCCGCUGCUGAAAGAUAUUUUUACUGAUUCAAAAUUUUAAUAGACGAAAGACCUUUGGGGUAAGGCUGUGUAAUUUUCACCCCCACACAGACAACGAUUGAUACCCCUCCGUUACGCCUACAAUAAUGCGAUCCCCCAAAAGUCUCCCCCCCCCCCCCCCCCCACCAUUCUCAGUCGAUGAAUUAUGACUGAUUCCAUAGAUGAGUUUUACCAAAUUAGUUAUUUAAUCACUUUUGUUUCAACGUCUGACCCAUUCUUCUUGGAGCGAAACCAAUUAAUGGAUUAAAUCAGUGGAUUUUGGAAUAACGGAGGGUCAAAUUGUAUCAUGACGCUUCUUGCAGAUGCAGCUUUACCUUAUCUGAGUACGUAACUGUAAUUGUAAAAAAAGGAAUUGGACGUCUGCUAUUUUUUUUUUCGACCAGUAUUGUUAGAAAGAGACAAGACAUCUAACUGGACACAAUGUCCUUCUCGCUCCAAAUUACGAUUAAACCAACUGAACGCAAAAUAUCGUGGUUCAUAAGGAAGAUAUUGUUAAUUUUUCGGUUAAACCAACAAAUCAAAUUUAUUCAUUUUCCUUCACAGGGGUUGAAGAAUUCUUAGAAAAGGAAUUACAGUUGAUGAACAAAUAUCGUUUGAUGCACGCUGCCGCUCCUCUCCAGCUCUCACUCGACCUGACUAACAAGGCCGAGUUAUGGGCAACUCAACUGGCCAAUCAGGACAAGGAAAAGAUUGACGUCAACUCCAAAUAUGGUCAGAACAUUUUCUCGACCAAAGACGAGAAAGACGUCGCAACUAAAAGCGUGCAGUCGUGGUAUAAUCAAAUUAGAUUCUAUGAUUUUCACAGCGCAAAGGAAUCUCUGAAAUCCUCUUAUUUUACCCAGCUUGUCUGGGUUGGGUCUCAGGAAGUCGGCAUUGGAAAGGCGAAAAGUUCAACCGGUAAAACCUACAUUGUGACCUUGUUCAACCCUCCUGGUAACAAAGGAAACUUCCUGCAUAAUGUGCUCCCAGUGACAGGUUUGUUGGUCAAAAAAAAGCUGUUAAAAAAAGGCACAUAUUACCAUCAUCAUUUACAUCAUCCUGGCACAUAACCACCAUAUCAACAUUAUUAACGAAAUAGUAUGAAGGAAGUUUGUCACCGAGGACCUAGCAUUAAGAUCUAGCUAGCCUGCCACGAGUCUCCAACAGUUCAGUGAUAGAGCAUCCCAAGUACUAAUCGGAAGAUCGAAGGUUCUACUCCGAGUUGGGAGCACUCGGAGUUCCUUUUGUCUGAGCAUACUUGUGUCGUUCACUGCAUAACAUCAUUCUUCAUGAUAUAGCACGAUAACUAUACUUUUCCAAAUUUUUUUUCUUUUUCAGGAAGUGGUGUUGGAAAGCAAGGACUAUGUAAGAUUGUUUUUAUUUUGACACUCCUUGCCAUAAUUGGUAAUGAUAAACCAUCUCAGUGCAAUAACAUGACAAAUCUCUGAGUUCUAACAAUUUAUCAAGCUGAUUUGAAUUUUUACAGCAAAGUGCCCCAAUGGAUAUAAACUGUACAACAACAUUUGCUACAAAUACUUCCCUGGUCCAGUGAACUGGGUUCAAGCCUCGGAGAAAUGCGCUGCGGACUUUGCCACUCUUGCAUCGAUUGGGAGUGAAUCUGAGGAUAUUUUCGUGAGAACUGUUUUGGUAAGGAUGACUGCAGAAGUCCAACACUGGAAAAACCUUUUUUCUUGCCAGCCUGAUUUCAAGCCUUCACAACAAAGUGCAGGUUUACAGGCCCGCAUAAGAGUUUUCAGUAAAUAGCUAAUUUUCAAAUUGAUGUUCGUUCAAUAUCUUUGGCACAGCUGUUGAAGUGAAACUGGUCACUUAGAAAAGCCAGGAAGAUUAAUUAAAAUGUCCCAGAGUUUCUCCGAACAUUUCUUAUAACAUUCGGUUGAGGGAAAAUUUGGGAUGAAUAUUAGCAGCGUUUUCACUGCCUGUAAUCACGAUCCUCUGCUCGCGCUGAUAGGCCUGGCCGUGCAGAUGCCACCUUUAAAACGGUGAUCAUUUCAGCAUUAAGAGGAAAAUAUUCUAAAAAAACAAAAACUUUAACGGUGAGAAGGUAUCCCAAGACAAUAUGAUAGUGUGUGCCAUGUGCACAAAAUUAGGUGACAAAUGGGAAAUAGAGCACCCGUGACACACAUACAUGCCGUGGACCUGUUUUCCCCUGUGUUCGCCUACACCAAACACCAGUGAAUCUGUCAUAGAGGAACGUGGUUGAAGAUACUUCCAGAGUUCCCGUCCAAAACGAAGGAUAUGAGUAGAUGAGCGUAACAUUUUUUUUAUCUCUUUUACAGACUUCAGCUGGUGUCUCAGAUGCCUGGAUCGGGGUGAGCGAUUUGACGAACGAUGGAGUCCUGUCAUGGCUGGAUGGAAGCCCACCUCACUUUAUGAAUUGGGAUUUCUACCAGAAGAACUUUCCUGGAAAAAAGUGUGGGGUCAUAUUUACCAACUUUAACUGGAAGUAUAAGGCUUGCGAUGGAUCGCGAGGAUUCGUUUGCAAGCGACCGCUGAGAGGUCAGUGAAACCACAUCCUCCCCUUCCAUCCUCCCCUUUCCCUUCCAUCCUCCCCUUUCCCUUCCAUCCUCCCCUUUCCCUUCCAUCCUCCCCUUCCAUGAUGGGAGGAAGAGGAGGUAGCAUUGAAAGAGCAAAUAAGGAUAGAACAAAUGACGUAUUUUCUUAGAUUACAUUAUGCGUGUGCUCACAUUUUAGAUGGACGUUCACUGAUUGGUAAUAAACGGUGUAAUUGACGAUGAUUAAAACGAAAUUAUCGUACUACAUCGAUCCUUGAUGUAGCAAAGGUUCUCAGGGCAGACCAUCUACUGCGGGCCAGUGGGUCAGUCCUGCAAGAAGUCGGUCAGUCAAUCAGUCAGUCAAUCAUUCUUUUUAUCUGCCCGUCAGUCAGUUCGUCAGUCAUUUCAUCAGUCAGUCAAACAUUCGCUCAGUCCAUAAGCCAUGCGGUCGAUCAGUCAUUCCAUCAAGAUUAAUAUCUCUUCAGCCAACCAGGGCAAUAAUUAAUUUAUCUUCCUUCCAAAGUUGAAUUGUCGUAAAUAGAUGAUUGCCAUAUUUUGAAAUUCACCUGGCUGACGCAUGUAUGUACCUUACGGAUAAGACCUGCAGUAGAUUUGACAGGCCAAAUCCAUAUAAACUUAAACAUCGCCAAAGAAAAAGUCACGGAUGAAGAGAUAAACAGGAAUUUGUUUUGUCAUAAGCUUGUUCCUUACUUACCAGUCGCACCCUUUAUUUCAGGCAUAACCGAAUACUUAGUGAUUCUUCGUUACCAAAACAAGUUGUGGACCGACAACCUUUACGUCCCGGGAACUCCUAGGUACCAAGCUCUCAGCAGACAUAUCCAAGAAGCGGUAAGCGACAGAAUAAGUUCGCAAUGCUUUUUUUUUUCUUAAUCGAUAGAGCCGCCUUAAGUGACCAUUAGGAACGUUAUCUGGAUAACCCAUUACGCCACAGUGUCUGGCGACUAUUCCCUUCUCUUCGCCGUUAUCCCAAUAAAUAUAUCAACAUCCAUUCUCUCAAAAUGUCAAUAAUAAUGUGACACACUACAAAAAUUGAACUGAUGAAAGAAGCAGAUGUAAGAAUUAAAAUCCAUCCAAUAAGUGAUCAGGCUUAGUAGCCCGGCCAGGUAGGAUAUCUUUGGUGUGAUAGAGCCGACCUUGUUUCUAAACAUUUUCGUUUGAUCGACAGCUUCUAGAUGUAUACGGUGACUUUGAUUGGUUUGAACAAGUCACGGUGGAUCACUUCAGGUAAGGCUGGAACGAUACAAGUUGUGGGAGUCACGUGAUGCUUUCAUUGUGAAGAUCUCUUGCAUAACAAGCCACAACAUAGAAAUACCUCAUUUUUUGUUAAAUCCGAAGUAACAGAAAAAUACGAAUCUUGGUUAGCAAUAAAAUCAAUAGUUGGUUCCCACAAAUAUAACCAGGAGUGGCAAAUAGCCGAAUUCGAAAAUCGGCGAGACCCCAAGAAUUCCUUAUUAUCACUGUAGCUAUACUCAAAUGAGUGCAAGGUAUUUUUAAUUGCAUGGAAAUGUUGUCUACCAGUUGUUAGCCCUUUCUCGAAUUCAUUUUGCGAUGUAUCAGCUUCUACAUCGCAAUGUUUUCAAAUUUCAGCGAUCAUACACAGACUUCUGUCAUCCACAACGAUAACUCUAAGCUGGGCUAACCUAGAACGAAGAGUAUCGGCUUUACGAACAAAUCCCUGAGUCUGACUUCGCAACACAUCCCAAGAGCUGAAACUGUUUCAAAAUCGGUCAAAAAGUUUGCGAUACAUACAAUUCGUUAAGGUACCAUUCGCCAUUCCCAAUGCCAUUUCUAGUUAAUUCAAAUAGCUCCUACUCCUUCUUUACAUUUUGUCAAUCAGCUGGAACCUCCAAUUCUCACUCACAAUUCUACUUUUUCAUAUAGCAAAGGGGAUGAAGACAAAAUCCUGGCUUACUUCAAACUACGCUUCACUCCUGAUGACACCUCCCCAGCUGAUCCGAUCCAGUUUCUCCGAGACUCUAUUCAGGGAAAUGGCGCCUCAAAAAGAAGUGUCAUCACCGGAACUCUUCAUGGGGAAAAAGUUCAGCUUGUUAACGCCACUUUGAUUGUGGGUGAGUGUUCAGAAAAGGAAAAAAACACCAAGUGCAGGUGUACAAUGAAAUGAAUACCUCUUGCACUGUGAUUGGACGUUUUGUAUGAUCUAUUGGAAUACAGAUGCAUGAUGCCAUGCGGUUCGUUUCUCGUUUCGUUGUUACCACAUUUUGAAUUUACGCCACUUUUCAAGUGAAACUGAACAGCCAUUCCGCAACACGGAAUCUACCGGAUAAAUAGAAUGCGGCGAGGGUCAAAAGGCCACGCCAUCAGCUGUUCCAUUUGCCAAUGCGUGUUUGACGCGCACCCUCUUUUGAGCCCCACAGUCCUUUGAGCUUUACUCGCUCGCGUCAAGUUGAGUCCCAUUUCGCUUUCACCAGUGUGGCAAAGGUUAUCAGCAAUUUAUUAUUUUUAGAAACCUUGGGUAAAUUAAAUGGAAAAUCAUCAAGUUUACGAACUGCUCCCUUGUCUAGUUAAAUGUAUACAGAGAUAUUUGUUCUUUGUUUCUUCGGAGGGUGGAAUGUCUGUCUUAAUUAAAAACUAAUGCUCCUAUUGAAUUUGUUUCCUGCAGUGGACCAGACUCCAGAGACAUGUCCCAGUUAUUGCAUGAGUUCGCAAUGCAUGCCGGCCGCCUGUAGCCCAUGGUGCUGUGAUUCAUUUGGCCAGCAGUUUUUCCAAAGCUCUUAUGGAGCACCACAACAGCCUGGUUACAACAUGGUUGGUUCUCCAGCAGGCCAAAUACAAGGUUAUCCCCCACCAAACCCCUUUUCAGCCCCUCAGCAAGCCCAGUUUCAGUACCGACCUCAACCACAGCCCGCUUACCCGAUCCUUCCGCGGCAACAGCCAUAUCAGUACCCAAUUUCACCCCCUCAAUACCCAUUACCACCUCAACCGCAGCCGUACCAAUAUCCACUUCCACCUCGGCCACAACAACGCCAAUACCAACCACAGACUCCCAUCCGGUCCCCUUACCCAGUCCCUCUACGACCGCAAACGUAUCCUUUCCCAAUCCCUGUGCAACCGCAACAGAUUCGUUAUCAGGUUCCGCAAAGACCAGCCACACUUCCAUCGCCACAGUUCUUAAUUCUACCGCGUCAACCACAACCCCAACACCAAGCACCACAGCCAUACCAGGCUAUCCCAAGGCCAGCGUAUCCGCAGCCUUGGCCUGUUUUUCCGCAGCCUCAGCAGAUGAUUCAGCAGCCUCCACCACAGUUCUUGCAAAUGGGCCAAAAUACAAAGGAAAAGCAGAAGCCACAAGCUGGUCAAGGGAAGUCACCGGUACAACUACAAGGGGUGGUCACCUCGUACCCCUUCCAGCAGCCAUACCAGCCCGUGCCAAAUCCUCCGAUGCCUUUCUACCAGCCAACCUUCCAGCAAUACUAUCAACCCACAGUUGCGGCUGCCAAGCCACCUUCACAAAGUAAAGAGAAGGGGAAGGAGUCAGAGAAGGAAUCUGAGAGCGGCAAAGAAAAGUCUCACGAGAAACCUCCGCCAGUCACUAUACCACAGCCAACCUAUCCUUAUUCGGGAUAUCCUCCACAGUCUUCCUACCCUUACUAUUCCACUCCCAUGCCAUCAACUCAGAUACCAUGGAAGAUAAGAAUCUACAGACCUGCCUUAACUAUUCCCCGUUCAUCGCCUAUUCCCCUGAUUAACCCGGGAUAUCCGAUUCCAAAUAUGCAGCAGCCAGCCUAUCAGUCAUACCCUGUUCCCCCUCCGCAAUAUCGGCUACCACCCGCUGGUCUACAACCCGCAUCUCCAGGACUUCGACCUUUAGAACAAAGACCAUUGUAUCCACAAGUCAGCCCUCCUCAACUAGGUUAUCCGAUGCAGCCACCCUUGCCAGUCAGUCCCUAUCGGCCGCCCUUUUCUUACCCCAACCCAUAUCCCGGCGUACAAAUCCCGCAAACAGCUCCUGUACGGGGGCGUAAGUGAUGAACUUGGCUUCUAAAAAAAAGUUUGAAAACUGAUAAUGGAUUAUUUCUCAGGGAAUGAAAUAUGAAACGUUGUCAUAUUCAAGAUAUAUGCUUCAAAUUUGUACAAAGAGCUUAAGAAGUUUCAACUAGGAAAUAACUUAUUGAUAUUAAUCAAUACAUUCUGUCAUAGCUCAGAUGACGCAGUUUUGAUUGAUUCUGAGACACAGGUGGAGUCUCCCAAAACGGUGCAUCCUCAUUGCUGCAGCAAGUUCGGGUGACUUUCUUCUUUUCUCCUUAUGAAGGGUUUAGCUUAGCUAGGCAACUUAAAUCUCUUCCCGGAAGAAAUUCAAGAUGAAAAACUACCAUCAAUUUCGCCUGUAAAUAAAUAUUUACUGUACAUGGGACACAUUUGCAUGCCGGUUAUAAUAGCUAAGAAUUACUGCGGUAAAAAAAGAUCGUCAUGUAAAUAUUAUGAUCUGUAUCUUAUUAUCUUCAGCCAGGGCGAUAGCAAAGCUUUAAUUGUUACUGUUGAUGUCGUUUUUCUCUCUUUUUUUUUUUUUAUUGGAGUACUGUCUUAGUGGCCGAUGCCUAAUUCAUGUUCAGUAUAAACAAAGAUCCAAUUCAUUUGAAUUUGCCGCUUCAUUGUGUUCGAUUCCUCAAGGUCAUAUUCCUUGUUUCUUCAAAUAAGCGCCCAGAUGCUUAUUUAAAAUUUCGGUUGAGAGAAGGGUGCGGCCCUUAUUGGAAGGAGAGCGCUUAAUAGUCGGGGGGGGGAGGGAGGGGGCGAUUAUUAUUCUCAUGCGCUGAUUCCGUUGUAGUUUAAACAAAAAUGUUUGAAUAAAGUGACAAUGGAAACAUGCUGUCCUUAAAUCUCUAAUAUUUAAAAAAAUGAGAGAGGAGUGGGGGUGCUUACUCGAGAGGGGCGCUUGUUUGGCAUAUUAUGGUUUAAGGGGUGGGAGGAAGCUUAUUAGAGCGUGGGCGCUUUUUGAAUCUCUUGUGCAACUGGACGACUUGUGACAUAAAGACUGAUAAAUCUGUGAGAUAGAGCAGUUUCCUCAUCAUUGCAAUGCUUAAAACACAUAUUUUAUGUAAGAUUCCAAAGGUUUUCUUUCCUCUCUUUUCAGUGCUUUGUCCAAAGCCUUCCCCCCCCUCCCCCCAAGAGAAAAUUAGCUAGCAUGCACUGCGGACUGUAUGCUUUAAAUAUCCUAAACUAGAAACCAGUCUCUCUGGUUACGCAAUCAAAAAGAUGGCGACUGUGUUGCACCAUGUGGCGACAUAACAGUUGGCUCAUAUUUGUCACUUCUUACCGUUUCACCAUUCAUCAUGGCACGAGGAGCUUUUGGUAUGGAAGUGUCAGAUACAAGCGACUCAAACUGCGAGAAAAAUCGAAAAUUUGCUAGUUCUGAUACAGUACCCAGUGAUUGCAAAAAGUCAAAAAUGUUAAGUCCUGUUGCCUUAGACUGUGAGAUGGUUGGCGUUGGUGGCGAGAAGACGAGUGCUUUAGCUCGGUGUAGCGUUGUUAACUACGACGGUGACGUUCUUUACGACGUUCAUGUCAAACCUGAUAAACCUAUUACAGACUAUAGAACACAGUGGAGCGGAAUACGACCCAAAGACAUGGACAAUGCGAUCUCCUUCAGAUUGGCAAGGAAAAGAGUCAAAAGAUUAAUAAAGAAGCGUAAACUCGUGGGACAUGCGUUACAGUUCGAUCUGAAAGUUCUAAAGCUUAAACAUCCUUCGGAUCUUGUCAGAGACACUUCAAAGCACAUACCGUUACGAGCAAUGGCCGGUUUUCCGCGAAAUUCUACGCCAUCUUUAAAACGACUUACCAGACAGUUGUUGAAGUGGGACAUUCAGGUGAACGAACAUUGUUCUGUGGAAGAUGCUAGAGCUGCUAUGCUGUUGUAUAGGAAGUGUGAGUUUCAGUGGGAAAAGGACAUUAAAGGCAAAGGCGGCCAGUCUUAUUUGGAAGAUGCUUACUGGCCAAACUGGACAGAAGCUGCAAAUUCAUAA
This is a messenger RNA of Pocillopora meandrina, 8740 nucleotides long. The record is from the annotation of a GenBank genome assembly. Lineage: Eukaryota; Metazoa; Cnidaria; Anthozoa; Scleractinia; Pocilloporidae.